This is a messenger RNA of Olea europaea var. sylvestris, 1287 nucleotides long. Its product is annotated as carboxylesterase 1-like. Gene Ontology annotation, molecular function: hydrolase activity. The coding region runs from base 1 to 1287 and encodes 428 amino acids. The transcript is spliced from 4 exons. NCBI's taxonomy places the organism in Eukaryota, Viridiplantae, Streptophyta, Magnoliopsida, Lamiales, Oleaceae. The record is from RefSeq and is a predicted model, not a curated record.
AUGGACUUCACACAUUCAGGUCGUCAAAGUGAUAUUUGUGUUUGGCAUGUUAUCAUGUUAUUCCAUGAGGUGGAACAUAUUGAACAUAAACAAGUUUAUUUAAAAGCAUUAUUUACUCUAAUCUUGAAAGAAAAUGAUCAACUGAAAAUAACUAGUUCAAUGGAUGAUAGACAAGGGCACAUGGGUAGUAGAGUUGGCAACGAACAACAUUCUCUCCAGAAACCAACAUCAUGGCAUGCUGGGGCAGUAUACAUCCUUGUAUUCUUCAUGUGUUUCGGCCAGUCAUGUCAAACAAUCACUGCUGAUCCAAAUGAAGUUAAAUCCCAUACAUGGAAAGAAGCAUUUCAAUUCCUUGGAUUCAAUUGGACGUUAACCAGAGAAAUCGGAGGGCCAUAUCUGAACGCUACCCCACAUAGGGAGAAUCCUGAUCAGAUUGCCUUGUCCAAGGACGUACAGCUAAACUUGCCUGGCAGCAAUUUCAACUCCUUCAUACGCCUCUAUAUUCCUACUGAAAUCCCAAGAGAAACCAAGCUUCCGGUUAUUAUCUACAUACACGGAGGUGGUUUUGUGCAGUACCGCGCUUCAUCUGCAAUCUAUCAUUACCAUCUCAACAACAUGACUGCCAGGGUUCGAGCUGUGAUAGCCUCAGUUGAAUACCGGCUGGCACCUGAAAACCCUCUCCCGGCAUCUUAUGAAGAUGCCUUGCAUGCUAUUCUUUGGUUGAAGUCCCAGGCACAAUGUUGUCAUCACCGCGAUCCAUGGUUAGAUCAGUAUGCUGAUUUUUCAAAGGUUUUCUUAUUAGGUGAAAGCGCAGGUGGCAACAUAGCUUACCACGCAGUCCUUCGUGCAACAACGCAUAAUCUUCAACCAAUGACAAUCCAAGGCGUGAUAUUGGAUCAGGCAUUUUUUGGUGGAGUCAAAAGGACUUCAUCAGAGCUCAGACUUAUAGAAGAUACUUACCUACCUUUGUACGUAAAUGAUGCCUAUUGGACAUUGUCAUUGCCAUUCCAAGCAAAUCGAGAUCACAAAUUCUCCAAUCCGUUUAUUCAUGGGUUCGAUAGAGUCAAACGUGUGCCAAGAUGGUUUGUUAAAGAUGAUGAAGGAGACCCAUUGAUUGAUCGGUCAAAGGAGUUUGUACGCUUGUUAGAGUUAUAUGAAGUGCCAGUGUUUUAUCGAUUUUAUCCAGGAGGUUAUCAUGGUGUAGAGUUGCUAGAUUUCGAAGCUGCUCUUGUCUUUUUUCAUGAUGUGAAAACUUUCAUCUAUUACACUGGAGUUGCUGAAGAUUAA